Rotaria sp. Silwood1 is the source of this 1111-nucleotide messenger RNA. Lineage: Eukaryota; Metazoa; Rotifera; Eurotatoria; Philodinida; Philodinidae. The record is from the annotation of a GenBank genome assembly.
UUUCUAUUUUUCCAAAUUAAAGCUAAUUAAUCUUUCAAAAAAAUAGGGUCAUCGACGAUUAGUUGAAGCUAUUUCAAAUGUUUAUUCACCAUAUUUUAAUCGAAAAAUUGAUCCAUUAAAUGAAAUUCUAGUUACUGGUGGUGCUUAUCCAUCACUUUUCAAUUCUAUUCAUGCUUUUAUUAAUCCCGGUGAUGAAGCUAUUCUAAUUGAACCAUUUUUUGAUUGUUAUGAACCAAUGGUGCGUUCAGCGGGUGGUACUCCACGAUGCAUAGCACUUAAACCGAAACCUGAAUCAACCAAAGCUGAUAUUUCAUCAAGUUUCGAUUGGGUACUUGAUAAAAAUGAAUUAGAAUCAUUGUUUAAUUCUCGUACUCGUCUUAUUAUUGUCAAUACACCAAAUAAUCCUGUUGGAAAAGUUUUUACACUUGAAGAACUUGAAUAUAUAGCAAGUUUAUGUCAAAAACAUAAUGUUAUUUGUAUAUCCGAUGAAGUUUAUGAAUGGAUCGUAUAUGAUGAAAAUAAAAAACAUAUACGUAUUGCAACAUUACCAAAUAUGUGGGAACGAACAUUAACAAUCGGAAGUGCGGGAAAAACAUUUUCAUCAACUGGUAUAAAAUUAGGUUGGACUAUUGGACCACCACAUCUUAUUCGUUCAUGUCAAAUUGUUCAUCAAGAUUGUGUUUAUACAUGUCCAACAAUAUCACAAGAAGUUGUUGCACGUUGUUUUGAAUAUGAAUUAAAACGUAUAAAUUCUCCUGAAUGUUAUUUUAAUUCAAUAUCAAAUGAAUUUCUUGAAAAACGUGAUAAACUUGUUCAAGCUUUAAAAGAAUGUGGCAUGAAACCAGUUAUACCUGAUGGAGGAUAUUUCGUUCUUGCAGAUUAUAGUCAAUUUGCUGGUGAUAAAUUUCAAUCGGAUGCUGAUGAUAUGAAAGAUUUUAAAUUUGUUCGAUAUUUAACUAAAGAAAAACAACUUGCUACUAUUCCUGUCACAGGUUUUUAUACAGCUGAACAUCGUCAUUUAGCUGAAAAUUAUAUUCGAUUUUGCUUUGCUAAAAAAGAUGAAACACUCGACAAAGCAAUUGAAAUUCUUCGAAAACUUAAAACAAAUUAA